AUGAGUUUGAUUGUGAGAUUAAGGCAUCACCUGGCAAAUGGGUUGUGUGCAAAAUCACACCUUCCUGCUUUGAGUCGAGCAAGCAUCAACGGUGUAUUGCCACGGAGCUUUGCUCAAGCUGCUAGGAAAGAAGAGGAUGAAGAGGAAGAAGUAGAAAUCGAUCAAAGGAGGCUGCCAGCUGACUAUGAUCCUGCAACUUUUGACCCCACGGAGCACCGUAGCCCUCCCACCGAGCGCGUGUUCAGGCUCGUUGAUGAAAUUGCCUCGCUGACAUUGGCAGAAGUCGCGGAGCUGGGUUCGAUUAUAAUGAAAAGGAAAGGAAUGAAAGAAUCGCCGACUGUGGGAGUAAUAAAGGGUGGAACAGCAGCUGGACUGGCUGGGAUGGGAAUUAAGGGGUCAACUGGAGCAGCUGCCAAGGAGGAAAAGAAACCAGAGAAGACGGUUUUCGAAUUGAAAUUGGAAUCGUAUGAAGCUGCUUCUAAGAUUAAGAUAAUCAAGGAGGUGAGGAGUUUUACUGAUCUUGGUCUUAAGGAAGCCAAGGAUUUGGUGGAGAAGACGCCAGCAGUGUUGAAGGCAGGUGUGUCGAAGGAAGAUGCCGAGAAGAUAAUCGAGAAGAUGAAAGCUAUUGGUGCCAAAGUUGUGAUGGAAUGA
Linum tenue is the source of this 651-nucleotide messenger RNA. Lineage: Eukaryota; Viridiplantae; Streptophyta; Magnoliopsida; Malpighiales; Linaceae. The record is from the annotation of a GenBank genome assembly.